AUGACUGGAGUCUUUGACAGUCUGGUGGCUGAUAUGCACUCGACCCAGAUCACGGCCUCCAGCACGUACCACCAGCAACAGCAGCCCCCGAGCGGCGGCGGCGCUGGCCCCGGCGGCAGCAACGGCAGCAGCCUCCACAAGCCUCAGGAGUCGCCCACACUCCCGGUGUCCACAGCUACAGACAGCAGCUACUACACCAACCAGCAACACCCGGCGGGCAGCGGCGGCGGCGGCGGCGCUGGGGGCUCGCCCUACGCGCACAUGGGCUCCUACCAGUACCACGCCAGCGGCCUCAACAACGUCCCUUAUUCAGCCAAGAGCGGCUACGACCUGGGCUACACCGCCGCCUACACCUACGCGCCCUACGGGACCAGUUCGUCCCCGGCCAACAACGAACCUGAGAAAGAGGACCUCGAGCCUGAAAUCCGGAUAGUAAACGGGAAGCCAAAGAAAGUCCGGAAACCCCGAACCAUCUACUCCAGUUUCCAGCUGGCGGCUCUUCAGCGGCGUUUCCAAAAGACUCAGUACCUGGCACUGCCCGAGCGAGCUGAGCUGGCGGCGUCUCUGGGCCUCACCCAGACUCAGGUCAAAAUCUGGUUCCAGAACCGCCGAUCCAAGUUCAAGAAAAUGUGGAAGAGCGGUGAGAUCCCUUCGGAGCAGCACCCGGGGGCCAGCGCCUCGCCACCUUGUGCUUCGCCGCCGGCCUCGGCGCCGACCUCCUGGGACUUCGGCGCGCCGCAGCGGAUGGGGGGCGGCGGCGGCCCGGGCAGCGGCGGCAGCGGCGCAGGCAGCUCCGGCUCCAGCCCGAGCAGCGCCGCCUCGGCUUUCCUGGGCAACUACCCGUGGUACCACCAGGCCUCGGGCUCCGCUUCGCACCUGCAGGCCGCUGCGCCGCUGCUGCACCCGGCGCAGACCCCGCAGCCGCACCACCACCACCACCAGCACCACCACGGCGGCGGGGGCGCCCCGGUGAGCGCCGGGACGAUUUUCUAA
Molecule: messenger RNA, 993 nt
Organism: Eubalaena glacialis (North Atlantic right whale)
Lineage: Eukaryota; Metazoa; Chordata; Mammalia; Artiodactyla; Balaenidae
Gene: DLX2
Product: distal-less homeobox 2
Exons: 3
Coding region: 1-993 (330 amino acids)
Biological process (GO): negative regulation of transcription by RNA polymerase II; embryo development; cell differentiation
Molecular function (GO): RNA polymerase II cis-regulatory region sequence-specific DNA binding; DNA-binding transcription factor activity, RNA polymerase II-specific
Source: RefSeq, a predicted model, not a curated record